AUGUCAUUCCCCCGAGCAUGCGCCUCCCUUGCGCCCGCAGUAUUCAAGCUCGCCUCUCCCGCAGCAUUACCUUUGGCCCGCCGAUGUCCCCAAUGCCUGCGCGGCUUCUCCUCCUAUCGACCGAUACACCAGUCUUCAAAGCGCCAACUACAGACCGCGACCGCAUACCAUCCCGCGUCACUUGAUCCCCCGCCACCACCUCCGCGCAAUGUCGGCGUCCCGGACUCAUCGAUAGCGGGCGGAAAGCCACAGGUCAAUGAGGCACGGCCGCCACGGCUGACGGAGCAGCAUGGCAGCAGUUCGGCGUUCACGCAAGAAGAGCGGCCUAGCGUGAGCGUCACAGAGGCCGAGGCGCAGAAGUCGAAACCAGUAGCUGCCGCGACGGCAACCGCCACAUCUACGGCAGCGGCACCUUCUCAGCGACCCAGACGGUCGAAGCUACGGCCCCGGAAAGCGGCAAUGACGCUCUCGAGUGCGGCCGUUGAGCAGCUGAAGGGGCUGCUAGACCAGCCCGAGCCGAAGCUCAUCCGGGUCGGGGUCAAGAACAGAGGGUGCUCAGGGCUGGCAUAUCAUCUCGAGUAUGUGGAUAAGCCGGGGGCAUUUGACGAGGCGGUGGAGCAGGAUGGCGUCAAGGUGUUGGUAGAUUCAAAGGCGCUGUUUAGCAUUAUCGGGAGCGAGAUGGAUUGGAUGGAGGAUAAGCUGAGUGCGCGGUUUGUGUUUAAGAAUCCGAAUAUCAGUAAGUGGCACGUCUGGCUAUGA
Messenger RNA from Coniosporium apollinis CBS 100218, 759 nucleotides. RefSeq lists its product as uncharacterized. NCBI's taxonomy places the organism in Eukaryota, Fungi, Ascomycota, Dothideomycetes. Bases 1 to 759 code for a protein of 252 amino acids. Gene Ontology annotation, molecular function: 2 iron, 2 sulfur cluster binding. Gene Ontology annotation, biological process: iron-sulfur cluster assembly. The transcript has a single exon. Gene Ontology annotation, cellular component: cytoplasm; mitochondrion. The record is from RefSeq and is a predicted model, not a curated record.